AUGGGAGAUAAGGUAAUUCUUCCGGUCCUAAAAUCUGUUACAGAGCAUCGGUUGGGUUGGGACACUUCAGCACAAUUUAUCCUCUUGACAGAUGGAGAGCCUCUGGACAUUGAGGAAAUAGUCGGUUUCGCUGCAAAUGCCGCCAGAGAGUCCAGAGGCGCAUUCCGCAUCUUCCCGGUUGUUAUUCGUUACGCCGACUCGCACAGAUUGUUUGAAGGAAUCGGGAACCAAGACGGAGGUUUUGGAGAGGUAACAGUUGUCAACAGACCGGAAAAGUUGGCAGGAAUAACCAGCAGAAUUCUUGAAGGAGCUCAGUUACCUUGGAAAUUUGAGGUAAUAACGCUUUCUGGCUACCUCAAGCCUGGAGCAAAAUCCGAUACAGAGGUGGUUGAGCAUCCAGCUCAGACUUCCGAGUAUUCUUUCCGUCGAACAGCCUACAUUCAAGCACCCUGCUACGUUUACUCGCUGAAUCCUUUCGCAUGGCCUACGAUCUUCUUCCUAUUCCAGCAUAAACAAAGCACACCUAUAAAGGGCGUCACCGUCAAGGCCACACUGCCAUCUGGCAUGGCCGCCUUUAAGGAGAUACAAGUCGAGUAUGCUCGCUCCAAGUCAUCCACCAUCCAUCAACUUGCCGCCAAGGCUAUAAUGCUCGAUCUCGAAGCUGGCCAAAGCUGGACGCAUGAGGCUGCGUCGGAAUCAGAUCCUAGCAAGAGGGAGGAAGCUGAGAGCAUAGGGCGGAAGUGGUGGAUCGCGGGAAAAUGGGCCAGCUUCGUUGCAGUAAGACAUGACAAUGCCGAAUCGUGGCUGGAUCCUACCAGGUCCAACAUUCCAGACCGGUUCCCGUUGAAAUGCCGUUCCCAAUCUCGAUGA
This is a messenger RNA of Fonsecaea erecta, 870 nucleotides long. RefSeq lists its product as hypothetical. The record is from RefSeq and is a predicted model, not a curated record. The transcript has a single exon. NCBI's taxonomy places the organism in Eukaryota, Fungi, Ascomycota, Eurotiomycetes, Chaetothyriales, Herpotrichiellaceae. The coding region runs from base 1 to 870 and encodes 289 amino acids.